Messenger RNA from Sugiyamaella lignohabitans, 5832 nucleotides. It is a transcript of the gene FKS1, whose product is annotated as 1,3-beta-D-glucan synthase. Lineage: Eukaryota; Fungi; Ascomycota; Dipodascomycetes; Dipodascales; Trichomonascaceae. The transcript has a single exon. Gene Ontology annotation, cellular component: 1,3-beta-D-glucan synthase complex; plasma membrane. The coding region runs from base 1 to 5832 and encodes 1943 amino acids. Gene Ontology annotation, molecular function: 1,3-beta-D-glucan synthase activity. Gene Ontology annotation, biological process: fungal-type cell wall polysaccharide biosynthetic process; (1->3)-beta-D-glucan biosynthetic process. The record is from RefSeq and is a predicted model, not a curated record.
AUGUCGCACAAUUAUAGUGGCAUGGAAGGUAAUGGCAACCACGACUCCUACUAUGCUGAUGAUUAUAGCCAGGAGUCGGCCGGUGGUCAGCAUGGCCAGUAUCAGGGCUAUGAUGAUACGUAUGGACACCAGCAGCAGCAUGGCGGUGCCCAGUAUUACGAGGACGAGCAGGCUGGUGGGUAUUAUGAGCAUGAUGCCCAGGGCGCUGCUCAUUAUAAUCCUCAUGAACAGUAUGUGGAUGACGGAUAUCCAGACGAGGCUUAUGCCGCUGGUCCUGCUAAUCCCUACGCUUCUUCGGGCGCUCAUCAUGGCGGGUACCAGCAUGAAGGUAUCCGUGCAUCUGAUGAAGGUUCCGAGACUUUUAGUGAUUUCACUAUGAGAUCCGACGUGGCUCGUGGUGCUGAGAUGGAUUAUUAUCGUCAGGGUGGCCAUGCUAAUGGCCAGGAUCCUAGAGGCGUUAAUUACUACUCUCAGGACUACCAAGAUGAUGGUUAUAGUGCCCAAACUGGCGGCACUCCUUCGACCCCUUAUGACCAAAGAGCUGUCUCUUCACAAAUGUCGUUUAAUGGUAACCGUUCGUCAGGUGCUUCGACUCCUAUCUACGGUCUUGAUUACGGCAGUGGAAUGGCGGAUAUGCAACAACGGUCUCGUGAACCAUACCCUGCUUGGACCGCUGAUAACCAGAUUCCUCUUAGUAAAGAAGAGAUUGAGGACGUGUUUAUCGACUUGACUAACAAGUUUGGUUUCCAAAGAGAUUCCAUGAGAAACAUGUUUGAUCAUUUGAUGACAUUGCUUGAUUCGCGUGCCAGUCGUAUGACUCCUAACCAGGCUUUAUUGUCGCUUCACGCCGAUUAUAUUGGAGGUGAUGGUGCUAAUUAUAAGAAAUGGUAUUUCGCUGCCCAAUUCGAUUUGGACGACGAGAUUGGUUUCCGUAAUAUGAAGCUCGGUAAGACGAGUAGAAAGGUUCGAAAGGCCAGAAAGAAGUCCAAGGCUGCUAGAACCGCUGAUGAGGACCCUCAAAAGACUUUAGAAGAGUUGGAGGGUGAUAACUCGCUCGAGGCGGCCGAGUACAGAUGGAAGACUAAAAUGAACCAAAUGUCACAACUCGAGAGAGUGCGUCAAAUCGCUCUUUACUUGCUUUGUUGGGGUGAAGCCAACCAAGUUCGUUUUGUGCCUGAAUGUUUGUGUUUCAUCUUCAAGUGUGCUGAUGACUACUUUUUGAGUCCCGAGUGUCAAAACAGACGUGAACCUGUUCCUGAAGGUGAUUAUUUGAACAGAGUCAUUACUCCUCUUUACCGAUACAUGAGAGACCAAGGUUAUGAGAUUCUUGAUGGCAAGUAUGUCAAGAGAGAACGUGACCACAACAAGGUCAUUGGUUAUGAUGAUAUCAACCAAUUGUUCUGGUACCCCGAGGGUAUUGAACGUAUUGUGUUUGAGGAUGGUGCUAGACUCGUCGAUAUUCCCGGUCCUGAUAGAUAUAUGAAACUGGGUGACGUGCAGUGGAAAAACGUCUUUUUCAAGACAUACAAGGAAACCCGUUCUUGGUUCCAUUUGGCCGUCAACUUUAACCGUAUCUGGGUUAUCCACAUCACCAUGUUCUGGUUCUACACUGCCUUCAGUUCUCCUACUUUGUACACUAAAAACUACUCUCAACUUUUGGACAAUGCUCCUCUUGCCCAAACUCGUUGGUCUGCCGUCGGUCUUGGUGGUGUUGUUGCUUGUUUGAUUCAAAUCAUUGCUACCCUGUCUGAAUGGGCUUUCGUUCCUAGAAACUGGGCCGGUGCUCAACACUUGACCCGUCGUCUUAUGUUUAUUAUUAUUAUCCUUCUCAUCAAUCUUGCUCCUGCUAUCUAUGUCUUGGGUUACAUUGGCAUUGAUACCAAGUCGAAAUCUGCUUUGAUUGUGGGUAUUGUACAAUUCUUUAUUGCUGUGUUUACUUUCUUGUUCUUUUCCGUCAUGCCUCUUGGUGGUUUGUUCGGCUCGUACUUGAACAAGAAGACCAGACGUUAUGUUGCUUCGCAAACCUUCACCGCUUCUUUUGCUCAAUUAAAGGGUAAUGAUAUGUGGAUGAGUUAUGGUUUGUGGUUGAUUGUGUUUGUUGCCAAAUUUGCCGAGUCCUACUCGUUCUUGAUCCUGUCUAUUCGUGAUCCUAUCCGUGAUUUGUCUAUCAUGACCAUGAGCAGAUGUGUUGGUGAGACUUAUUUUGGUAACACCUUGUGUAGACAACAAGCUCGUAUCACCUUGGGUUUGAUGUACUUGACUGAUUUGGUGUUGUUCUUCUUGGAUACCUAUCUGUGGUACAUUAUCUGUAACACCAUUUUCUCGGUUGCUCGUUCUUUCUACUUGGGUAUUUCCAUUUGGACUCCUUGGAGAAACAUUUUCUCGCGUCUUCCAAAGCGUAUCUACUCCAAGGUCUUGGCUACUACCGAUAUGGAGAUCAAGUACAAGCCCAAGGUCCUUAUCUCGCAAAUCUGGAACGCCAUUGUUAUCUCCAUGUACCGUGAACAUUUGCUUGCUAUUGACCACGUUCAAAAGCUUUUGUACCACCAAGUUCCUUCUGAAGUCGAGGGUAAGAGAACCUUGCGUGCUCCUACCUUCUUCGUUUCUCAAGACGAUAAUUCGUUAGACUCUGAAUUCUUCCCCAAGAACUCCGAGGCUGAACGUCGUAUUUCUUUCUUUGCCCAAUCUCUGUCUACUCCUAUCCCAGAGCCUUUGCCUGUUGAUAACAUGCCUACCUUCACUGUCUUGGUUCCUCACUACUCUGAAAAGAUUCUCUUGUCUUUGCGUGAGAUUAUUCGUGAGGAUGAUCAAUAUACUCGUGUUACUUUGCUUGAGUACCUCAAGCAAUUGCACCCUGUUGAAUGGGACUGUUUCGUCAAGGAUACCAAGAUUCUUGCUGAAGAGACCUCUUACACCAAUGAUUCCAACGAGAACUUUGAAAAGGAGGAGGACAAGGAGACUAUCAAGAGUAAGAUUGAUGACUUGCCUUUCUACUGUAUUGGUUUCAAGUCUGCUGCUCCUGAAUACACCCUGCGUACCCGUAUCUGGGCCUCUUUGCGUUCGCAAACUCUGUACCGUACUGUUUCUGGUUUCAUGAACUACGCCCGUGCUAUCAAGUUGUUGUACCGUGUUGAAAACCCAGAGGUUGUUCAAAUGUUUGGUGGUAAUUCCGAGAAACUCGAGCGUGAGUUGGAGAGAAUGGCCCGUAGAAAGUUCAAGUUCGUUGUUUCCAUGCAAAGAUUGACCAAGUUCCGUCCUGAGGAGAUGGAGAACACCGAAUUCUUGCUCCGUGCCUACCCCGACUUGCAAAUCGCUUACCUUGACGAAGAACCUCCUCUUAAUGAAGGUGAAGAACCCCGUCUUUUCUCUGCUCUUAUCGAUGGUCACUGUGAAAUUAUGGACAAUGGCCGUCGUCGUCCCAAGUUCCGCGUUCAAUUGUCUGGUAACCCUAUUCUCGGUGACGGUAAAUCUGAUAACCAGAAUCAUGCCAUUAUCUUCUACCGUGGUGAAUAUAUCCAACUUAUCGAUGCUAACCAAGAUAACUAUCUUGAAGAAUGUUUGAAGAUCAGAUCUGUCUUGGCUGAGUUCGAGGAGUUGAACGUUGAACCCACUAAUCCCUACACCCCUGGCUUGCCCUCUACUGACCACAGUCCUGUCGCUAUUCUUGGUGCUCGUGAGUACAUUUUCUCUGAGAACUACGGUAUUUUGGGUGAUGUUGCUGCCGGUAAGGAACAAACAUUCGGUACUUUGUUUGCCCGUACUUUGUCUCAAAUCGGUGGUAAGUUGCACUAUGGACAUCCUGAUUUCUUGAACGGUGUUUACAUGACUACUCGUGGUGGUGUGUCCAAGGCUCAAAAGGGUUUGCACUUGAACGAAGAUAUUUAUGCUGGUAUGAAUGCCUUGUUACGUGGUGGUAGAAUCAAGCACUGUGAAUACUACCAAUGUGGUAAAGGUCGUGAUUUGGGUUUCGGCUCUAUUCUCAAUUUCACUACCAAGAUUGGUACUGGUAUGGGUGAACAAAUCUUGUCUCGUGAAUACUACUAUCUUGGUACUCAGUUGCCUUUGGAUAGAUUCUUGUCUUUCUUCUAUGCUCACCCUGGUUUCCACAUUAAUAACUUGUUCAUUAUUGUGUCUGUUCAAUUGUUUAUGCUUUGUUUGCUUAAUAUUGGUGCUCUUGUCCACGAAUCCAUUGUUUGUAUGUACGACAAGAACAAGCCUAUUACUGAUGUUCAAAAGCCCCUUGGUUGUUACAUGCUUAAACCUGUUAUCGGUUGGAUGCAAAGAUGUAUCUUGUCUAUCUUCAUUGUGUUCUGGAUCGCCUUUAUUCCCUUGGUAGUUCAAGAAUUGACUGAAAAGGGUGCUUGGAGAGCUGCUACUCGUUUCAGUAAGCAAUUAGCCUCGUUGUCGCCUCUUUUCGAAGUGUUUGUGUGUCAAAUCUACGCCAACUCUUUGUUGAGUGACUUGGCUUUCGGUGGUGCUCGUUAUAUUGCUACUGGUCGUGGUGUUGCUACUGCCCGUAUUCCUUUCAGUGUCUUGUACUCGAGAUUUGCUGGUGAUUCCAUCUAUCUUGGUGCUAGGGCUGUUAUGAUGUUGCUGUUCGGUACUUUGGCCAUGUGGCAGCCUGCUCUACUGUGGUUUUGGAUUACCUUAACUGCCAUGUGCAUUUCCCCAUUCACUUUCAACCCCCAUCAAUUUGCCUGGACCGAUUUCUUCAUUGAUUACAGAGAUUUCAUCAGAUGGUUGUCCCGUGGUAACUCCAAGUGGCACCGUAACUCUUGGAUUGGAUAUGUUAGACUCAGUAGAACCCGUAUCACUGGUUUCAAGCGUAAAGUGCUGGGUGACCCCUCUGAGAAGGCUGCUGGUGAUGUUGCUAGAGCCGGUUUCGGUAACCUCAUCUUUACUGAGUUCAUCAUUCCCAUCUUUGUUGCUGCUGCCUGUUUCGUUCCUUACACUUUCAUUAACGCUCAAAAUGGUGUUCACAAUGUCAAACCAGUGAACUCUGUUCUUCGAUUGGCUAUUGUCACCUUUGGUCCUAUUGCCAUUAAUGCCGGUGCUUUGCUUGUCUUGUUCUUCAUGUCGUGUUGUAUGGGUCCUAUUCUUGGCGUCUGCUGUAAGAAGACUUCGACUGUCAUGGCCGCUAUUGCCCACGGUAUUGCUGUCAUUGUCCAAAUUGUCUUCUUUGAAGUCAUGUGGUUCAUGCAAGGAUUUGUUUUCAAGUCGGCUUUGUUGGGUAUGAUUGCCUCUUUGGCAAUUCAAAGAGUAUUCUUGAAGAUCUUGGUCGCUCUUGUGUUGACUCGUGAAUUCAAGCACGAUCAAGCUAACCGUGCCUGGUGGUCUGGUAAGUGGUACUCUGCCGGUCUUGGAUGGAUGGCCUUUACCCAACCUUCUCGUGAGUUUGUGUGUAAGAUUGUUGAACAAAUGAUGUUUGGCGGUGACUUUAUUCUUGGCCACUUCUUGUUGUUCUUCCAGGCUCCUGUUCUUUUCAUCCCCAUGAUUGACAAGUGGCACUCUAUGAUGCUCUUCUGGUUGAGACCCAGCAGACAAAUCAGACCUCCUAUCUUCUCAUUGAAGCAAAACAAGCUUCGUAAGCGUAUGGUUCGCAAGUAUGCCACUCUCUACUUUGGUUUAUUCCUUCUGUUCCUGGUUCUUAUCAUUGCUCCUGCUGUUGCCGGUAAGUCCAUCAGAAUCAGCAGUAUCACCAAAGACCUGCCAUCAUUUGCUGACGGUUUGUUCCAACCUACUGGCCAGAACAACAAUGAUACUGGUCCAGGAGGUUUGGCUUCCGCCAUCACCGUCACCCCCACCUUGGCCAACUUCACUACUAAGCCAUAA